Mustela erminea (ermine) is the source of this 1832-nucleotide messenger RNA. Its product is annotated as apolipoprotein L3-like. The transcript is spliced from 5 exons. The record is from RefSeq and is a predicted model, not a curated record. Gene Ontology annotation, biological process: lipoprotein metabolic process; lipid transport. Gene Ontology annotation, molecular function: lipid binding. Bases 281 to 1303 code for a protein of 340 amino acids. Gene Ontology annotation, cellular component: membrane; extracellular region. NCBI's taxonomy places the organism in Eukaryota, Metazoa, Chordata, Mammalia, Carnivora, Mustelidae.
CGCCCGGACAUGUCUGUUUCCUCACGAGCUGCUGGGACGUGGACACUUUCAGUUUCCCUUUAGGUCCCCGAUAUAUCUGGGCCCCGAGGUGUGGUUAUUGCCCAGACACACACCUGGGCCCACACAGCCAUGAACCCCUGGAUGUGUCUCAGCUCCGAGGACGAUCCCUGGGUGACAGGACCCUGACUGGGCUUGGGAGUGAGCUGGAGUGAGGGGUGAAGCGACAGCUCCUUCUAACUGCAACGCGGACGCAAGUGGUAGGGAAAACUACAGUGACACCAUGACCUCAGGAGCCCGUGGGCUCAGCCCAGAGAGUGAAAGCCUUCUCGAGGAGGCCAUUGAGACUUUCCUGAACACAGUGAGGCGUGAGGAACUAGACGCCCUGCUGAGUGACCAUGAAUCCUGGGAGAGAUUUGUGGCUGAGGCCACUUUGUCCAGGGAGGAGGCAGAAGCCCUUCGUGAACGUCUGAACGAGCUGCAAAGAACGAUGGAUCUGGAGGCCAAAGAGCAGGAGGCUAGGGAGAGGUUUCUGCAUCAGUUUCCUGAGUUGAAACUCAAGCUUGAGGAGCGCAUAAGAAAGCUCCACGAGCUCGCAGAUGAGGUGGACAGGGUACACCGGGACUGCACCAUCGCCAGCAUAGUAGCCCGCUCCACUGGUGUUGUGUCUGGUGUCCUGAGCAUCCUUGGUCUGGGUCUGGCUCCUGUGACAGCAGGGGCCAGUCUGGCACUCUUGGCCACUGGAAUGGGGCUGGGAGCAGCAGCCACUGUGACCCAGGUGACUACCAGCCUCGUGGAAGACUCAAGUGAGUCGUCCGCAAAAGCCGAAGCCAGUCACCUGACAUCAACUGAUUUUGACAAAGGGGAGGUCAUUGCAAAGGUUCUGCAUGACCGCAUACCCCAAAUUUAUUCCUUAACAGAUACAUGUUUUAGAGCCCUGCAAAACAUUGCAAAGAAUGUUCGUGCCAUCAAGCUAGCCAAAGUCAAACCUCGCCUUGUAGUCAAUGCCAGGCGCCUUAUGACAUCUCAGAGAAUCUCAGUUCGAGGUGGCCGGCAGGUGCAGAAAGCUUUUGGAGGCACUGCUCUGGCAAUGACCAAAGGAGCCCGGAUCACGGGUGCGGCCACUGCAGGUCUCUUCCUUGCAAUGGAUGUGGUCAGCCUCGUGAAAGACUCAGAGCACUUGCAAAAGGGCGCAAAGACAGAGUCAGCUGAAGACAUAAGGCAGCAGGCCCGGGAGCUGGAGAGCAAGCUGAAGAAGAAGCUCAGCGAGAUCUAUGAAAUUCUGAAGGAGGGCCCGACUCUGUGAUCCCCGAGCAGGGCCGGGAGCAGGGACAUGUGUGGGACAAUGACAUGGAGGUGCCUUAUUAGAGGGGGGAAAAAUGCAAAAUGAAGCUUUUGUGCUGGGGUGUUGAGCAGUUUGGCAUUUUUGGCAUUUCUGAAGCUGAGCCCAGUGAGGGAGGGGUUAUUGCAGUUGGCAGAAGGGUAGGGGGGAAUGUUUAGCAAGUUGUUGGUGCUCUUUGGGUUCAGGGUACACUGAGCGACCAGUGAAAUUCCAACGAUAAUCUAAAGGGUGUUGGAACAAUGGCUGAUUUGGGGAAAAAAAAAAAGUGGUGGUGGAAGCGGGGAAAUAGAGAAGAGAUAGCGGAGGCCAGCCACAAGUCAAGGAACCUGGCCAUAUGUCGAGGAGAUCAACCAGCUCGGGGGCCAGGAGACGCCGCCUCUCUGAGCCUGAGUCCUCAUCGCUUGGUUGGCGGGGAGUGUAUUGAAGAUCUGUGUGGCUUUCUCAAUCCUGUCUUCUAUCGCCUGCUUCAAUAAAUAUGGACUGAUGCAUUGUG